Symbiodinium sp. CCMP2592 is the source of this 4137-nucleotide messenger RNA. Lineage: Eukaryota; Dinophyceae; Suessiales; Symbiodiniaceae. The record is from the annotation of a GenBank genome assembly.
AUGUGGUUCUUAACGGGUGCGCCAUGUGCUGCAGUUCUUUCCCCUUCGUGGCUAUUCCCAGCGAAAGGUGGCCCCGUCAGGCCUAUGAGAGCUCGCGGAGCCUGCACUUCGCAUGUGCUUCGGAAGUCAAGGGAGCCCGAGAAAGAUCGCAUUCUUAUUCUUGGCGGUGGUGUUAUCGGAAUCUCCGUUGCGUACCAUCUAGCCUUGCGGGGACGGCGCGUGACUGUUGUGGAUCAUGCCGGGAUUGCCAGUUGUGCGAGUGGGAAGGCCGGUGGUUUUCUGGCCAGAGAUUGGAACGAUGGGACGCCUCUGCGCGAUCUCACAAGGAAAAGCUUUGAUAUGCAUGCAGAAAUAGCCCAGGAGCUAGGCCUAAAAUCCUACCGACGACUUCGGUGCAAGGCUGUGACUGUUGGUGGUGAUUUCUCCAAACCGGCAUCCCGUAAGCUGGCAUCCCUGGAGUGGGUGGAUUCUGGGGCCCAAAGUGAACGCUUCAUGGGCGACGAGUCGACCAUUGCACAGGUGCAUCCAAAAGAUUUGACUGAAGCGAUGUGGAAGGCUUGUGAAGAGAAGGUCGGGUCUGAGUUCCUGUUGGGUACAGUCAACGAGGUGUUGACCGAAGAUGUUGGUGAUGAGAAGCGCAUCAGAGGAGCCAUGGUCAAUGGAGAAGAUGUGUUGGCAGACACGGUGGUUUGCUGCAUGGGUCCCUGGGCCCAAGUGCUCCGCCUGAUGCAUCCGCAGUUCCAGGUUUACGGCGUCAAGUAUCACAGCGUGUUACUGCAGAGUGAGCGAGUGCUCUCGGAGGCCGUGUUCUUCAAUGGUAUGGGAAAUCCGGAGGUCUAUCCCCGUGGCGACGGGGAGAAUUACAUCACAGGUUUCCCAGACCCACCGACUGUUGUGUCUGAAACCCCAGGGAACGUCCAAGUGAGAGAGGAUGUCUGCGAGAGGCUCACAACAACUGUGCGCAAGGUUUCGGCCGACAUGCAGUCUGCUACACUUACGGGUAAGCAGUCCUGCUACCUGCCGUUCACUGCAGACAGUCUUCCAGCAAUGGGCCAGCUGCCUAGGAUUCAGGGUGGGUAUGUUUGCGUUGGACAUGGGUGCUGGGGGAUUCUCAACAGCCUGGCAAGUGGACUGGGCAUGUCCGAGCUGAUAGUGGAUGGAAAGGCCACUUCAGUGGACAUAGCACCCUUUCAUCCGGAUCGCUUGCUUGCAGACUAUGAGCCCGAGUGGGUGGAGGAUUUCACACCCUUCACAGCUCCCUUGGCAGAGCUGGGGGAUGCUCUGCCUUUGGAGGAGCAGCAGCAGGAUCUCUUCAGUUUAGUCGCUCAAGACCCGAAGCACAAGGAGCUGAUGACGAACAUCACUCAUCGCUAUGACUGGCUCUUCGACAAGGUUGUGACCUACGCGAGUCGUUUCGAGGAGUUUGUGCAAAUCUAUGCAGAGAACUCCGAGCUCACGGACUGUAGCGUCACUUUUGCCGAAGCGUCUCUUGACGACUUCCGAGAUGCGCUGGCAAAGUACCAGAAGCAGAAGGAGGACAUCCGCAGUAUGGGGCGCACAAAGGACAUCGGAAUCUUCCGCCUUGACUGUCAAGAGAUGCAGCGGAUGCUGUUGCCGUCGCCAACAGGCUGCUUCGACCUGCUGGCUCAGUACAUCCCUGAGCUGGCUAUGACGAGAAGAGCCGAGUUGAGCGCCGAAAUACAGGCUGCCAAUGAUAGGCUGAAGGAGUACCCUAACAACGUGGAUGAGUAUGUCGAGUUCAACGUACAUCUGGCCAAGAUCGACGCGUCGCUGCCAUCCUUGGAGAAGCGAUUCCUCGAGGUUCAAGAGAUGGCGGAGAUCAUUCGAGAGUUCGGCAUUCGGAUCGAUAGUGAGACACGCAAGGCUUUCAACGACCUCGCCUCCGCCAAGAACCAGCUCAUGGCCCAGGUCUCAAGUGGAAAGGAGCGAGCGGAGGUCGAUGUGGCGCACUUCAGCAAGGCCUUAGAGGUGGAAAUUCCAGAACUUCGCAAAAGUGUCGGUGAGCAGCAGUCUAGAUUGGAUGCACCCGAUCUGUCUGACACCUCCAAAAUGUCGGCUGAAAGCCGGAAGGUGCCAAUCCUUGCGAAUGACGCAUUUGCCUGGAAUGUCAAUCAAUCCAUUGAAGAAGCGGCGAAGUUCAACCGCUACCAAGAUGUUCUCAAGCUCGAGCCGACAGCUUUCGAGGAUGUGGAAGAGCUGAAGGCUUCUUUCCAGAUUCGAAACAAGCUUUGGCGAGGCAUCGAUGCAUGGGAGGAGCUCAGCUCCGAGUGGAACAACUGCUCUUUCGGGACUGUUGACGUGGAAUCUAUUCAGAAGAAGGUUGCUGAGUACAACAAGGUCGCUGUCCAGUCCGUCAAAGCAAUGCCCGAUAACCAGGUGCCGCAGAUUUGGGGCGAGUCAGUCACACAGUUCAAGAACACGCUGCCUGUGGUCGUGGCGCUGAGAAACAAAGCGCUAAAGCCGCGGCAUUGGGAGAUGAUCACCUCCAUGAUUGGACAAGAGCUGGAGCUCGAGGACGAGGAGUUCACACUGGGCGGCCUCUUGGCCAUGGGAGUGGAUCAGCACAUGGAAGCAAUUCUGGACGUGUCUGGCAAGGCCACAGCGGAGCAAGGUUUGGAGGAGAUGUUGGACAAGGUCAAGAAGACAUGGGAUGACCUGGAGUUGGUUAUUAAUCCAUACAAGGACAGCAAGGACGUCUUCGUUCUUGGAUCCGUUGAAGAUAUCACAGUGGCUCUCGAAGAUUCGCUGGUCACCAUAUCCACCAUCGCUGGCAGCCGAUACGUCGGGCCCAUUCGCGGAGAGGUGGAGCAGUGGCAGAAAGACCUUCUGCUGUUCCAGGAGACGCUGGACGAGUGGCUCAACGUUCAGCGGAAUUGGAUGUACCUGGAGUCUAUCUUCAACGCCGGAGACAUCAAGAAACAGCUGCCGGCCGAGUCCGCCAAGUUCCAAGAGAUCGCCACUUUGGCUACACAUUGGCCGUUGGCCUCCUGCUCCUGCGACGAUGGGCAGUGGAGGGCGAUCAUGAAGGACUUGCUCGUCGGGCAGAUGGGUGAGUUCACCAUCCUGGCCCUAAUCCCAAAGCAAACCGUCUCUGCUGCUGGAAAGAGCGCCGAGCCUUCCCCGGUUACGACAGUUACCCGAUUCUGGGAGCUUCCGCUAGCCGGGAGAAACGACGAGCCAAUGAUGCUCGCGAUGCCAAUUAUGGGGCUUCAAGCGGCAUUAUUGCAGGAGACCUAUGAGUACGCCGUGGCACUGAAGGCUGCCACAAAGCCGGGACGUCUGGACCUGUUCAAGAAAGCGAGCGAGACGCUGGACCAAAUCCAGAAGCAGCUGGAGGACUACCUCCUGUCCAAAUGCGUCGCCUUCCCUCGAUUCUUUUUCUUGUCCAAUGAUGAGCUCCUCGAGAUCUUGUCUCAGGCAAAACGCCCGCAGGCUGUGCAGCCACACCUGCGCAAGUGCUUCGACAAUCUGGUCAAGCUCAGGUUUGGGGACGGCUCCAACUCCACGGACAUCCAUGCAAUGAUCUCGGGAGAAGGUGAAGAGAUUCCCUUUUUCAAGAUGCUGAAGGCCAGAAAUGGCGUCGAAAAAUGGCUCAGCGCAGAAGGCGGUGUGGAGGAAUACAUGGUGAAAACCUGCAGGGCAGAAGUCAAGAAAGGCUGGGAGACCUACGCGCUCGAGUCGGAUCGCAAGGAGUGGGUUCGGAAGCAGUACUGCCAGGUAAUGAUCACUGUGGGCUCGAUCUACUGGACACUGGAGACGGAGGAGGUGCUCAAUGCCACAGAGGGCAACAAGGUCAUUAUGAUGGGCAAGUGGUUCCAGAAGAACAAAGCCCAGCUCGGGGGUCUUACGGAAUCUCGACUGCCGUCUUUGGUCGUGUACACCCGCGAACUGAUUCGCGACAAGCUGGAUAAGCUGCAGCGGAAGGGAGUCGUUGCACUUGUCACGCAGGAUGUGCACAACCGCGAUAUCAUCCAGGAUGCCUCUGUCGAAAGAGCAAAGACUUAUGGCCGUGGAGUUUGGGCCCUCACGGCACUUGCCAUCCUUCAGGAUCUCUUCGACAACAAGAUCACAAGCUUCCAGAACUUUAAGUGGCAGCAGCAGCUGCGGUGCCCGUGA